This is a messenger RNA of Cheilinus undulatus (humphead wrasse), 2834 nucleotides long. RefSeq names its product TBC1 domain family, member 13 (gene tbc1d13). Gene Ontology annotation, biological process: intracellular protein transport; activation of GTPase activity. The record is from RefSeq and is a predicted model, not a curated record. NCBI's taxonomy places the organism in Eukaryota, Metazoa, Chordata, Actinopteri, Labriformes, Labridae. Bases 232 to 1434 code for a protein of 400 amino acids. Gene Ontology annotation, molecular function: GTPase activator activity. The transcript is spliced from 12 exons.
AGACUGUUUGGACACAGAUCCAGCUCUGGUCUCUGAAUGUUCAUGGAUGAAUGUUGGGAACACGGUGUUUUAGGAUCAGAACAGACUGAACCCACUCACUGGUGCGCGCGCGCGUGCCUGCGCGUGCGUUUGUGUAUGCGUGAAGACGGAAGUGAAAGGCGGACUUCCCUCUGAUGAUAAUUCAUCCUCUGAUAGAAACAGUCUGAGGACUACGGCUCCAACGCUGCAGACAUGUCUACCGCCUAUAAAAACAGGAUACAGGAAUUCAAAGUAGCCUUGAGUGAAGAAAACAUAAACCUGAAGACACUAAGAGAGCUCUGCUUCAAUGGAAUCCCGUUUGAAGGAGGAAUACGAUCACUUUGCUGGAAAAUCCUUCUUAAUUAUCUACCUCUCGACCAGACGCUAUGGGAGUCUUACCUCAAGAAGCAGAGGGAGGUUUACUCUCAGUUUCUAAAAGAAAUGAUCAUCCAGCCAGGUAUCGCCAAAGCCAACCUGGGCCUGUCCAGAGAGGACGUGACGAUGGAGGAUCAUCCUCUAAAUCCGAAUCCAGACAGCCGGUGGAACACCUACUUCAAAGAUAACGAAAUCCUGCUGCAGAUAGACAAGGAUGUGAGGCGUUUGUACCCAGACAUGGCGUUCUUCCAGCGCCCCACAGAAUACCCCUGCCAGCUGAUCCUGGAUCCUCAGAACGAUUACGAGACGCUGCGUCGACGAGUCGAACAAACCACGCUCAAAGCUCAAACUGUGAACCGCAACCGCAGCGGCGUCACGAAUGUCAGCUCUCCUGGGAAGGCAUUGAAUCUGUACCCCUCUAAUGAGUACGAGGUUCUGCCCAGUGGGAGUGAAGCUCACUGGGAGGUGGUCGAGCGAAUCCUCUUCAUCUACGCCAAACUGAACCCGGGCAUCGCCUACGUCCAGGGCAUGAAUGAGAUCGUGGGGCCCAUUUACUACACGUUCGCCACGGAUCCUAACAACCAGUGGAAAGAGCACGCCGAAGCAGACACGUUCUUCUGCUUCACCAACCUGAUGUCAGAAAACCGAGACAACUUCAUCAAGAGUCUGGACGACUCUCAGUGCGGCAUCACGUACAAGAUGGAGAGCGUUUACUCCAUGCUCAAAGACAAAGACCUGGAGCUGUAUCUGAAGCUGGAAGAGCAGAAGAUCAAACCGCAGUACUUCACCUUCCGCUGGCUGACCUUGUUGUUAUCUCAGGAGUUCCUCCUGCCAGAUGUCAUCCGGAUCUGGGACACCCUGUUCUCGGACCAGGACCGUUUCCACUUCCUCAUCCUGGUCUGCUGUGCCAUGCUGGUACUCAUCAAAGACAGCAUCAUGGCCGGAGAUUUCACCGUCAAUAUGAGAUUACUACAGGACUACCCCAUCUCAGACGUGCACACCAUCCUGAUGAAGGCCAAAGAGCUGCAGGAUAACUCGUAACCUGCUUUGCCAUCUCCUCCUGCCCUCUCUCUGCAGACGCGGUAGGUGGAAGCUAAAAACAUUAAGAACAGUCAUGAACAGUCAAACAUGUAAACGUUGGAGGAGUUUAUCAUGAAGAGCCUGGACAGAAACCCAGCGUCCUGCUGUAAAACUCAGUGUUCCAUCAUGGAGGACCGCCGUGAAACCUUCGAGGAAUGGUCAGAGUAUUCCCUCCUUAGAGCCAGGAGGAGGUGCCGCUCGCUUCCUGGUGCAUUAUGGGAAAAACGCCAGACUUGUUGAGCUCAGAUGUUAACGUUUGCACUGAGCAUCAGAGGAAAGCAAGCCACGUUAGUCCAACACUACAGAUCUCAGCAGGAAGGCUGGAAAAGGCUCCAAAUCCUUCUGGGACCAGGUCUAAAGUCUGAAUGAAGAAACUGGGUUGAGCAAUAGUGCAUGUUUAUUCUUUAAGUUUUUUAAUCUCUAGAAGUUGAAUGUUUUUAUGGUGAGAAACAUGUAUGCCUUAUCUGUUUAAUGAACGCGGAGACGGUGUUUCUGUCUGGAUCAAAUAAAUAUGAAGUGACAGGCCUCGCCUGGUCAGUAUUGUAGAAGUAACCUUUGUCCUGUAACCGAUGUUCAUGAAGCUCCAUUGAAAUCAGUUUAACUUUAAUUUAACAGAAUCAUAUUUCAGAGCUAUCAGAGGAAACUGUGCUGCUGCUCACACCGGACAUUCCUGCUUUAUUAGAGAUAACACGGCUCUUUUCUAAUUGAAGGCCCGGGCGUUUCCUAUGUUCCAGUACUGUCAUCACAGAUUACUGAGGUUUAUAAACAGAAUUCUGGACAUGGAGCUGCCAGGGUCUUCUCUGUGAUCUGCUGCUCAUCAGUCCUGUGUCUGCAGGACAGUGGUCCUCAAAUCCCCGUCAUGACUGAAAUGAAAAGUGAUGGUGACAUCUGACUCCGUGGUGGGAGGCUGUAGUAACAACCACUUAGUCACCACGCUGCAGUCAGCCUUCAGUUCUGCUGUUCUCUCCCCCUCCCUCUGCUGUGAUGGUGGCUUUUACUCCGGCUCAAUAAAUGCCAUCAGCUCGCUGACACGGCGCUUGAACUGAGGGAGCACUCUUACUAGAUAGUCCAUACUUUCCAAAAGGAGAAAUGUGCCGUGUGCUCUUGUUGCAUGGUGAACUCCAGGUAAAAACCCGGUGCUCUGGAAGAGUGAAGCGUAAAUUGUUGAAAAAUGGAGAAGGCACCAGGGCUUUAGGCCCACUGGCUCGAGUCCAGUGUUUAUUUCAUCAACAAAACCUAGACUAAGACGAACAAAAAUAGAUCUGUGAUGACUGAAACUAGACUAAAAUGUAAUGUAGUUUUCGUCUGACAUUCUAAAUCCGUGAUAUUUCUCCACUGUGGGUAAAUCUGUCAAAAACAAU